Suillus fuscotomentosus is the source of this 1513-nucleotide messenger RNA. RefSeq names its product PHP domain-like protein. Gene Ontology annotation, cellular component: nucleolar ribonuclease P complex. Gene Ontology annotation, molecular function: RNA binding. The record is from RefSeq and is a predicted model, not a curated record. Gene Ontology annotation, biological process: tRNA processing. Lineage: Eukaryota; Fungi; Basidiomycota; Agaricomycetes; Boletales; Suillaceae. Bases 35 to 1171 code for a protein of 378 amino acids. The transcript is spliced from 5 exons.
AGACGCACACUUACUAACUCCCAGUCGCACCACGAUGCACUUUGACCUUAAUUUCCCGGUCACUGCAUCUGGAUCCACUUCUCAACCAAAGAAGAAUAAAAACAAACAACCCCAGCAAUCCUCGCAGGCAGCUUUCACUCCUGCUCAGAUAAAGGGAAUCGAAGCUCGUCUGGACCUUCUUGAACAUUUAGGAUACACUGUGAUUGCGUUUAAUCAAUCUGUGAACAAGAAAAUUGACCCGAAAACUCAUGUCAACAUUCUGGAUGGACUCCUUCAACAGCUGAGGGCGAGGCCAGGGACGGUAUUCUUGAAGCGACUUACAAUCGUUCUCGAUAAUGACAGUGAGAAAGGCUUUGGUCUGACGAACGCAAACGCCUCCCUUGUUGAGCCCUACGAUGUAAUUGCUCUGCUGCCAACGACCCCCGCGACAUUUUCACUUGCUUGCCUCACACACAGUCUUCCUUCGCCACUCACUGCACACAUUGUUGCUCUUCCUUUAACGCUCCCCCGACUGCCCUUUCAGUUGAAGCACACGUUGGUCAGAACUGCGAUAAAAAACGGCGCGGUGUUCGAAAUCAAUUACGCAGGAGCCAUCGGUGGUGAAAGUGACGCUAGUUUAUCAACUUUUGGUGUAAGUGAUACUGGUGCAAGUGGCAAACGGAAUUGGUGGGCCGCUGCACGAGAAGUCGUACGGGUGACGAAAGGCAAAGGCAUUAUUGUGAGUGGUGGAGUUGCCUCUGAGGCAGACUACAGAGGACCCAAGGAUAUCGCAAAUUUGCUCACGUUACUGGACCUGGCACAAAAUUUGGCUCACGAUGCAUCAGUUGCUGCGCCAAAAUCGCUCAUCUUGCGGGCACAGGCACGCAAAACCUAUCGAGCGGUCCUAUCAGAACCCAGGUUGGUGAUUCCAGAAACUACUCAGGUGGUGGCUCCCAUCCAGCAGACCGGAGAUAGCGAGAAGCGCGACAACGUAAAUAUCUCAGAAAAAUCGAGUCGAUCUUCUCCGAACCCUGCCCUAACGCUACCUCAACCAGCGGGAAGCAAGAAGCGGACUUGUGACGAAGUUAGUCUCGAAUCUACGGCAAACAGACAUGUGAACAAAAAAAUCAGAGAAGCUGCUAAUGCCGAGGGCCAGUCCCGAAGAAAAAAGAAGAAAGGGGGCAAUAGAUAGAGAGCUGGUACAGUCUAGUAGUUGCCACAUGAUUUGUAUUAUCCUACAGAACAUGCCUUGGCCCUUCAUAGACAUCUGAGUGGUCUGCGACCACUCAUUAGGUCUUUCUUUCCGUGGCAAAUGAGACGGUCACGUGGAUAGUUCAGGCUUCCUCCACACCAUCAUCGAUCCCACGAUCCGGAGGACAAGCCAAUGAGGUAGCCACUGGAAGAAUCCGAAAAGACGGGACUUACCCCCCAGUGUCAUGUAACUUGGAGGGCUGGAACUCAGUACUUUUGCAACUACGCGGCGUGCAAAUUCAUCGGGAUCCAUGCUCCCCUUGGCUUGACUACCAUCCAGGCG